Molecule: messenger RNA, 5164 nt
Organism: Crotalus tigris (Tiger rattlesnake)
Lineage: Eukaryota; Metazoa; Chordata; Lepidosauria; Squamata; Viperidae
Gene: STRN4
Product: striatin 4
Exons: 18
Coding region: 63-2351 (762 amino acids)
Cellular component (GO): dendrite
Molecular function (GO): armadillo repeat domain binding; protein phosphatase 2A binding; calmodulin binding
Source: RefSeq, a predicted model, not a curated record
GUCGCGCGCCCGCGCUCCUCCGCUCAGUCCUCGUCCUCCCGCGCCGGCCGGCCGGGCCCGCGAUGUGGCAGCAGCCGCCGCCGCCGCCGCCUCCCCCGCCGCUGCUGUCAUCGCCCAUGGAGGCCGAGCGGGCCCCGCCGGCCCGGGCGCCGCCGCCGCCUCAGGCCCUGGCCGCGGGGGGAGACCAGCCGCUGCCGCCGAGCGGGGCCGCCGCCGCCGCCAACACGGCGGGCAGCGGCGGGCCCGAGCUGAGCCUGCCGGGCAUCCUGCACUUCAUCCAGCACGAGUGGGCGCGCUUCGAGGCCGAGAAGAGCCGCUGGGAGGCCGAGCGGGCCGAGCUGCAGGCCCAAGUGGCUUUCCUGCAGGGGGAAAGGAAGGGGCAGGAGAACUUGAAGGCCGACCUUGUGCGGAGAAUCAAGAUGCUGGAGUAUGCGUUGAAGCAAGAAAGGUCAAAAUACCACAAGUUGAAAUUUGGCACGGAGCUGAACCAGGGAGAAAAGAAACCGGAGCUUACCUCUGAACCAGUGUCCAACGGGCCAGCCGAGCUCCUUUCCCUGGAAAACAGCCCGUUCAUCUGGAAAGAAGGACGCCAACUCCUCCGCCAGUAUUUGGAAGAAGUGGGCUACACGGACACCAUCCUGGACAUGCGCUCCAAGCGGGUUCGCUCGUUGCUGGGUCGCUGCUCCGUGGAGCUGAACGGAGCCCCCAAAGCCAGCGGCCUGGGGACCGGACCAGCCCUGGGGGCCACCAGCCUGAACGGAGGCGAAUCGCUUCUGGUCAAGCAGAUUGAGGAGCAGAUCAAAAGAAACGCUGGGAAGGAGGCGACGGACCGGAUCAGCCACACCGUCAUGGAGAAGAUCCCCUUUUUGAGGGGCUGCGAGGACGACGACAGCGACGAAGAGGAAGAUUUGGAAGGCCUGUCCCUGGAAACACAGCGCCAGCACAAGAAGCAGCGCGUAAAGCUCGCCAGCAAGCCCCCCAUGCCCGAAGUGGAGGACGAAGAUGACGAUGAAGAUUCGGAGGAUGCCCUGAGCGAGUUUCACUUCUUGGGCUCCGGGGAAAACGGGGAAGGGUCUGGUGACAGCCGGUGUGCUGGAGAUGGCAAUGAGCUGGGGCCCCGCCGGGUGAAGCUGCAAGGGAUGCUGGCUGAUCUCCGCAACGUGGAUGGACUCUCUCCUAAGCCUUCCAUCCCGUCAGCCAUGACUUCCCAGCCCAGAUCCCACGAAGGGUCGCUGGGCUUCUCCUCAGACGUCUUUAUCAUGGACACCAUCGGAGGGGGGGAGGUCAGCUUGGGCGACCUUGCCGACCUGACCGUCACCAACGACAAUGAGCUGAGCUGCGAUCUCUCGGACAGCAAAGAUGCUUUUAAGAAGACGUGGAACCCCAAAUUCACCCUGAGGAGUCACUACGAUGGCAUUCGAGCCCUGGUCUUCCACCACCGGGAGUCGGCUUUGGUCACGGCCUCGGAAGAUGGCACUCUGAAGCUGUGGAACCUUCAGAAGACCGUGGCUGCCAAAAAGAACGCCGCUUUGGAUGUGGAACCGGUCUACGCAUUCAGAGGACACAGGGGCCCGGUGCUCUCUGUGGCCAUGGGUUGCAACAGCGAAUCCUGCUACAGCGGUGGAUCGGAUGCGAGGAUCCGCUGCUGGAAGAUCCCCGAUUUGGGCAUGGAUCCUUACGACGGCUACGAUCCGAGUGUGCUCCACACUGUCCUGGACGGCCACACGGAUGCCGUCUGGAGCCUGGCGUUCAGUCUCUCCAGGAACCGCUUGGCCUCCUGCUCGGCGGACGGCACUGUGAGGAUAUGGGACCCCUGCAGCGGCUCCUGUCUCAGCACCUACAAUGCGGAGAGCGAAAAUGGGAGCCCCACCUCCGUCGCCUUCUCCAGCACCGAUGCCACGCGGGUGGUGGCGGCUUUCCAGACGGGCAGGGCGCUGCUCUACGACGUGGAGGCUUCCUGCCCUGUCCUGGCGUUCGAGAGCAGACCUGCCCCUGGCGCCAGUCAGAUCAACCAGGUGGUGAGCCACCCCACCCAGUCCAUCACGAUCACCGCGCACGACGACCGAGGGAUCCGUUUCCUAGACAAUCGGACAGGAAAAGUCGUGCACUCUAUGGUGGCCCACCUGGAUGCGGUUACCUGCCUCGCCGUGGAUCCCAACGGAGUCUUCCUCAUGUCAGGAAGCCACGACUGUUCGCUGCGGCUGUGGAACCUGGAUAACAAGACCUGCACGCAGGAGAUCACGGCUCACCGCAAGAAGCACGAGGAAGCCAUUCACGACGUGGCCUUCCACCCCAGCAAGGCCCUGAUCGCCAGCGCGGGCGCCGAUGCCCUGGCCAAGGUCUUCAUCUGAAGGGGAGGCAGGCCGGCAGGAUUCCUGGCUCUUCCGCUGCCUUCUUUCUCCGGCCCGGUAGCGGUGCUACGACGGCGCGUCCCUCACCUGCCGGGACCCCUCCCUGUCUCCCCUGAGCUCGGGACCAAUGCCUGCUGGACAGCACGAGGGGCCAGCCACGGCUCCUUCCUCGAACUCAGAGCUCACCUUCUUCACCAGCACUGAAAUCUCUGUUUUUCCACUCAUUUCAUGGCCCCUGUGGUUUUUAUUUCCCAGCUCAGGGAGUGGAAAAAAAAAACAUUUCCUCCCCCCCCCCCAUUCCAGUAGCUUGAGGAGGGGCAUCUGGACUUCCCCACACACGAAACCUCUGCCUCCUUGGGAAAGGGAGGGGCAUUUCAGUCUCUCCCCUUCUCAGCUCAGUUGGCCAAGGACAUUUUUUUCAAAGGUUUUGAGCCGGUUUGAUGCCGCACAGACUCUUUCCCGAAGGUGGACAAAAUGCGAACAGGCCGUUGACUCGUCCUCCGGCCCCACAGCGGGGGCUUCGGGGCUCAAGAGCCGGAAGGAAAUCAAGUGCCAACGUUUGCUCCUUCUGAGCCACGGGGAUCCCCUCGUUCUGCCUCUCCUCCACCUCUUCAGCCCCUCCGGAUUUGCACCCCUGGGGAACGCCUCGCUCAGCGGCAGCGAUCUUGGGAAGAGGAGACGGGGUGUCAUUCUCUUCCAACCCCCUGCACCCCCAUUUCCCAGGCAGGCAUCCUGCAAGAGGCUGAAGAUCUGGGCGGGGGUCUCCUCUGCUUUUGCCGUUAUUCUAAAGCAGGGGUCUGCAAACCUGGCCCCUUUCAGACUGGUAGACUUCAACUCCCAGAAUUCCCCAGCCACCGAAGAAUUCUGGGAGUUGAAGUCCACAAGUCUUAAAAAGGGGCCACGUUUGGAGACCCCCGUUCUGAAGGGGGCAGGUAAGAGAAGGGGUCCAGAAGGAGGGGAGCAGGAUUGACCAGCCAACCAGCCCAUGCUGGUCUCCCCUGCUAGUGACGAAACAUCCCGGCUUCUUCCCCUCCUUGCUGGCGGUGGGCUUUGUGGGCAGGAGAAGGGGGCUCUGAGCAUGUGAUGAAUAAGGGGGUGAUGAGGAGGGUGAAAAGUUUGGGGAAAGAACAUUGAGAGGGAGGGGAGGGGAUUGUAAAAGUGGCUGGAUGGCCUCGUCCUGGGCUAAGAGGAAGGGGUGCUUGCUUCUAAGCGGGUGGGUGGGCUGCAUGCCUGCAGAAGGUCUGGCAGCCACCAGAUUUGACGCCUGGAAGCCAGCAAUCCACGGUGUUUCUCAGUUUUGGCCACUUUCACACACGUGGACUUGGAGUCCCACUGGCUGGGGAAUUCUGGGAGUCGAAGUCCACGUGUGUUAACGUUGGUAAGCUUGAGAAACUAUGUAAUAAUGUUCCCAUUGCCUCUUCUUUCAAAGCCACUGACGUCCAGGGCCCCCCUUCAGUUGCCCAGCUUGCCUGGAGGGUCCUUUCUAGCAAUAAAGCCCCCCUCCCUCCCUCUUAAGAUUCUUGCUUCUGCUGUCCUCUGUCUAACUCGGUCGGAGGGGGGGCAAGUUUUUGCUCCAAGCAAGGAAACUGGCAGGCCUGGUGACCGUUUAAAGCAAGAUGCACGUUUCCCCCCAUGGGAGACUUUAUUAGAGAGGGGGCAUUAUUUGGGGGGCCGAUCCAUACACUAUAAGAUGACUUUCUUUAAACCUGGGGCUGUCGGGAAAGACUCCAGGUUGGAGAUAGGUUUAUUUUCUCACCUGGUCGCUAAAUAUGUCAGUUUGGCAACCAGGUUUAAUCCAAGGUUCGGAAAGAAACGAAGGCAGCUUGUAGAUUCAAGGAUGGGGAAGGGGCGCCCCCCAUUUUCUGUAGCACAUCUGCUCUGUUGCCCCAAAUCAGCCACACACUAAGCUGGGGUAGGCAGCUAAGAGCCUCUACCCUUUUUCCUGGCCUGGGAAACCUAUGAAAAGAGACCCAGGCGGUUCUUCAAAGCGCUGGCAUACAUCUACGCAAUUUUGGUCAUAUCUGCAGCGAGGGGUCCCAAAAGUCAAGGGAGCGAGCACCACCAGGAAUCAAAACCCUGUCCCUUUUUUUAAAUGCACAUCAAUGGGCUUUGAUUUCCCAACUCUGACCUCCGUCUUGCCCUUAUAAGCCCCACCCCUCCCUCCCUAUAAAUAUCACCCAAGCUGUUUGGAAAGACACCCCCCCUCCCUGCAGUUGGAAGUAAGUUUUAGAAAGAAAAGAAAAAAACCACGCCAGUUUGGGUUUCACUUUUUAGAUGUUUUAUCUCUUUUCGUUCGGGGUGGGUAUUUGGGUCUUCCUGGUUUGUUUUUUAUAUAUUCUGUACAGUUGAGAAAAAUAAGGUUUGAAAAGAAAAAAUGCCCCCCCCCCAGCACUCCGAAGGGCUGAUCCUGAAAUAACCACAACCUCAUUAUCACUGUGUGAUAGUUUCUACGCACCAACCCGGUCUUUUUUUAAAAGGAAAAAACGUCCCAUUUGAACUCGGGCCCGGGGGUGGGAGAGGGAGGGGCUGACUUCAGAGGCAAGAAGCAGCCGUGUCAUGCACACCCCAAAUCCACCCCCCCCCGAGACUCACUACUGGCCUCUCCCCCCACGCCCCUUUUUCUCCCAUUCACCCCUCCUCCCCGUGGGGCUCAUCGAUAUGAACCGAGCACGCCUGCUUGCUUUUUUUUUUUUUUUUUAAAUGCCAAUUUAGCUUUCUCCUAUAUUUAUUUGAACUUUCUUGUCUUUAUAAUUUGGGGCCUUGUUUUAAUCCGAAAACUGAACUGUAUGUGGCACAAAAAAAAAAAAAAAAGG